AUGGCGGCACGCUUAAGCGAAGAACACAGCAGACAUAGCACAACCUGCUCCAAAAACGACUUUGCGCUGGCAACCUCCUCUGCUUUCCCGCCCUCUGAAAAACCGUUGUGCUCGCUUGACGUUACGACAACGGGCAGAGAGAUAAGCAAAUACUACCAUCGGCCGCAGGAAGUGACAGCUGCCCAUAAGGCCUGGCAAAGACUGGUUAAUGUCGACCCCGGAACCUUUGACCCGGAAGCAGCUGGUCGACGCAAACACGUCUUAUACCCACUCCUGGGCACAGAUGGCAUCCGUUGGACUUGGGACGGGGUGGCGGUCAAGCAGAAGCGACCGGAGCUCCGUAGCUGGCGUUUCACCUUCCAGCAAGAGCCGCGGGUGAUGUGUUGUCCUCUCCAAGAUGCCCAGCAACCCACCCCAGCUCUGUCUGAUGCCAGGCACAGACCCGGCGUGCCAUAA
This is a messenger RNA of Aplysia californica (California sea hare), 456 nucleotides long. RefSeq lists its product as uncharacterized. The transcript has 3 exons. The record is from RefSeq and is a predicted model, not a curated record. NCBI's taxonomy places the organism in Eukaryota, Metazoa, Mollusca, Gastropoda, Aplysiida, Aplysiidae. Bases 1 to 456 code for a protein of 151 amino acids.